Chiloscyllium plagiosum (whitespotted bambooshark) is the source of this 534-nucleotide messenger RNA. The record is from RefSeq and is a predicted model, not a curated record. Lineage: Eukaryota; Metazoa; Chordata; Chondrichthyes; Orectolobiformes; Hemiscylliidae.
UUGUUCCUCUCUCUCUUUCCCCUGUGUAGGUUUGUACCUUGUAAAUACUGUUAUUUGUAUAUACUGUAAAUGAUGACAUCGGUGGGCCCGAAUCGAGCCCGGGGCAACUGGGAUCAGACACAAACGCAGAAUCAGCCACAGCAGAAACAGCGGCCACAGGCUACAGCAGAGCAGAUACGAAUUGCACAGAUGAUUUCAGACCACAAUGACGCUGACUUCGAGGAGAAAGUAAAGCAGCUGAUCGACAUUACAGGCAAGAAUCAGGACGAAUGCAUGAUUGCUCUCCAUGAUUGCAACGGUGACGUCAACAGAGCCAUCAAUGUACUCUUGGAAGGAAACCCAGAUACGGAUUCUUGGGAAAUGGUUGGGAAGAAGAAGAGUUUGGCAGGCCCGAAGGAGACCGGCUUGGCGGAGGCCAGCGAGGAGAACAAAGAAAUGCGAGACAGAGACCGGGAGUUCAGCCGGCGGCGCGUGGGCGGAGGGAGGAGAGGCAGGGGCACAAGCCGGGGCAGGGAGUGUAAGUUGUACCCUUGA